Molecule: messenger RNA, 1577 nt
Organism: Ceratitis capitata (Mediterranean fruit fly)
Lineage: Eukaryota; Metazoa; Arthropoda; Insecta; Diptera; Tephritidae
Gene: Adat1
Product: tRNA-specific adenosine deaminase 1
Exons: 2
Coding region: 10-1392 (460 amino acids)
Biological process (GO): RNA processing
Molecular function (GO): adenosine deaminase activity; RNA binding
Source: RefSeq, a predicted model, not a curated record
CGAAGAUUGAUGUCACAACAAACUGGUCAAACAGCUGUUCUUUUUUUCCUGACCAACAUAAUUUUUUAUUUCAAAACCAAGAGGUUAAUUCCUACAUUUGAUACAAUGCACAGGCCAACAGCAGAAAGGCUUGCCACUUUAGCAUUCCAACAAUUUAGGCAAUUGCCCAAAACUGGAAAACCUAACACGAACGAAUGGACAAUUCUUUCCGCGAUACUAUUGUUUGAUGCGAAACAAAUUUGUACAAAAGUGGUAGCAAUUGGUUGUGGCACAAAGUGCAUUGGUAAAAGCAAACUUUGUAGUCAUGGCCUUAUUUUAAAUGAUUCACAUGCUGAAAUACUGGCCAGACGUGCCUUUCUCCGUUAUAUUUAUUACAACUUGAAACAAGCCUUAAAAUCCAGCUCAGUGAAUGAUACAAGUAUUUUUCAAUGGGAUCCCCAAAAUGCAGUAUUCCGACUUCGUCAGAAUUUAAGUUUUCAUUUUGUAAGCACACAAACACCCUGUGGUGAUGCUUGCAUCCAACAGCAAGAUCAAGAAUGCUUAGAGGGGCCUACUGCGCCAAAAAAUUGUAAAUUAGAGACUGAUAAUACAAAAAAAGACACUCCAGGACUUGAUAACGUAGGUAACGUUCUGGAGCAUUCUCCAACGGAUGCUGCUGUUUACACGGGUGCAAAAUUAAUCGGCUUAGAUGAAAAACAGGAUCCAAUGCAACAAAAAAUCGGUGCUGUACGUACAAAGCCGGGUCGCGGUGAUCGUACGCUUUCCAUGUCAUGUAGCGAUAAAAUGGCACGAUGGAAUUUGUUAGGUGUACAAGGCUCACUGUUAGACGCCCUACUUGCCGCACCUAUAUACUUGGAAACGCUAAAUUUUUGUGGUAACUCAAAUAAUGCGGAAUCUAUAAGACGCGCAAUAUAUGAACGUUUUAAUGAUAGUAUAUUCACAUCUACCAAGUAUGAGGUACAAAAACCAACAAUAAAUUUUUCCGAUAAUAUGUUAUUCGACUAUGCAGAGAGCACUGAUCGGCUCAAUCCAUCGCCCACUGGCCUUUCGUGGUGUAGUAUUCCCGAGGAACUGAAACCAUAUGAAAUAUCAGUAAAUGGCAAGCGCCUAGGUGUCACCAAGAAAAAAUUGGAUACACCGCAUGCUUCACUAAAAAUUAGUAAAUAUCAUUUGAUGCAUGAAUUCGUGGAGGUUUUACGAUUAGAGUCGAAACUACUGGAGAAAUAUAACAUUGAUGAAAGUGAACUACACAAUUUACAAUAUAAACAGUGUAAACAAAUAGCCAAGGAAUAUCAAGCAGCUUGGUCGGCAGCGAAGCAGAAUUACUUUCAACAAUGGACACAGAAACCAGAACAUUUGUUAGGAUUUACCUUGCAGAUGAAACAAGAUUGAACUCAAAUAUUAACACUAAAAAAAGAACGAUUUCUACCGUUUUUGUUGACCCACCACAUAUACUCGAUAAGUAUUUUUAAGUGAAAUUUAAUCAAGUAAUUUAUUUGUAUAUAUGCAUUUGUGUAUAAUGCCACUAAGUAUUGAAUGUUUGUAAUAAUAAAUACACAAUUUUUAGGUUGGUUUUA